This is a messenger RNA of Chanos chanos (milkfish), 3705 nucleotides long. It is a transcript of the gene hcn4, whose product is annotated as hyperpolarization activated cyclic nucleotide-gated potassium channel 4. Gene Ontology annotation, biological process: sodium ion transmembrane transport; potassium ion transmembrane transport; regulation of membrane depolarization. The record is from RefSeq and is a predicted model, not a curated record. The coding region runs from base 1 to 3705 and encodes 1234 amino acids. Gene Ontology annotation, molecular function: voltage-gated potassium channel activity. The transcript has 8 exons. Gene Ontology annotation, cellular component: axon; membrane; dendrite. Lineage: Eukaryota; Metazoa; Chordata; Actinopteri; Gonorynchiformes; Chanidae.
AUGGACAGGUUGCAUUCUUCCAUGCGUAAAAGGCUCUACAGUUUGCCACAACACAUUGGACAGAAAGCUUCGAUCAUGGGGGAUGGAGAAGACAGCGACAAGGACACCCGGAGAAAGAGUAUCAGGAUGAAACCCUUGCCGUCGCCGACCUCCGGGGGAAGCUGCAAAGGCGUCGGGGAGACGAGAAGCGGAGACUCGGUGAUCAUGGAGACGGAUAUCGGAAGACCCAUGAAGACCAGUUCGAAUGGAGACUGCAGGAGGUUCAGAGGCAGUCUCUCGUCCAUCACUAGUCGGCAUGCCCACGACUCGGAUUCGGCGGAGCAAAGGCGACUGAUCACCGAAGGAGAUGUCACCCCCAGUGAAGAGAGCCCUCCUGGAGCUAUUGGCGGGGACGCGGAUCAAGGGGCGCAAGGCGGCGCCGGCGUUGGUGGCAGCGGCGUUAGCCAGCAUGGUACCCCUGAACAACAGCCGGGGUUCAUAAAGUUGGAUGGCAUCGAACAAAUAUUGCCAGACGACGAGAGAUAUUACCAAGCGGGUUUCAUGCACAAGCAGUUUGGGGCAAUGUUGCAACCAGGGGUCAACAAGUUUUCCCUAAGGAUGUUUGGCAGCGAAAAGGCUGUAGAAAGGGAGCAAGAGCGAGUAAAAUCCGCAGGAUUUUGGAUUAUUCACCCCUACAGUGAUUUCAGGUUUUACUGGGACCUGACCAUGCUGCUCCUGAUGGUUGGAAACCUGAUCAUCAUCCCCGUGGGCAUCACCUUCUUCAAGGACGAGCACACGCCGCCAUGGAUCGUCUUCAACGUGGUGUCCGACACCUUUUUCCUCAUGGACCUGGUGCUCAACUUCCGCACCGGCAUCGUCAAAGAGGACAACACGGAGAUCAUCCUGGACCCUCAGCAGAUCAAGAUCAAGUACCUGCGGAGCUGGUUCGUGGUAGACUUCAUCUCCUCCAUCCCUGUGGACUACAUCUUCUUAAUAGUGGAGACGCGCAUUGACUCGGACUUUUACAAGACGGCGCGUGCCCUGAGGAUCGUCCGCUUCACCAAGAUCCUCAGCCUGCUCCGCCUCCUGCGCCUCUCCAGGCUCAUCCGCUACAUCCACCAGUGGGAGGAGAUAUUCCAUAUGACGUACGACUUGGCAAGCGCGAUGGUUCGGAUCGUGAAUCUCAUCGGGAUGAUGCUGUUGCUCUGUCAUUGGGACGGCUGUCUGCAGUUCCUGGUGCCCAUGCUGCAGGACUUCCCCGCUGACUGCUGGGUCUCCAAAAACAAGAUGGUCAAUGACACGUGGGGCCAGCAGUAUUCCUACGCCCUCUUCAAGGCCAUGAGUCACAUGCUGUGCAUCGGGUAUGGCAUGUACCCGCCCGUGGGCAUGACAGACGUGUGGCUGACCAUCCUCAGCAUGAUCGUUGGUGCCACCUGCUACGCCAUGUUCGUGGGCCACGCCACCGCCCUCAUUCAGUCACUGGACUCCUCCCGUAGGCAGUACCAGGAGAAGUACAAACAGGUGGAGCAGUACAUGUCCUUCCAUAAGCUGCCCGCAGACAUGCGGCAGAGAAUCCACGACUACUACGAGCAUCGUUACCAGGGCAAGAUGUUUGAUGAGGAGAGCAUUCUGGGAGAGCUGAAUGAGCCGCUGAGGGAGGAGAUUAUCAACUUCAACUGUCGAAAGUUGGUGGCUUCCAUGCCUCUGUUUGCCAACGCUGAUCCAAACUUUGUGACAUCCAUGCUCACCAAACUCCGGUUUGAAGUCUUCCAGCCCGGGGACUACAUUAUCCGGGAGGGAACUAUCGGGAAGAAGAUGUACUUCAUUCAACACGGCGUUGUCAGCGUUCUCACCAAAGGCAAUAAAGAGACCAAGCUCUCAGACGGAUCCUAUUUUGGAGAGAUCUGUUUGCUGACCCGCGGGAGACGGACGGCUAGCGUGCGAGCGGACACGUACUGUCGCCUCUACUCGCUCUCCGUGGACAACUUUAACGAGGUCCUGGAGGAGUACCCCAUGAUGAGAAGGGCUUUUGAAACCGUGGCUGUGGACCGCCUCGACCGCAUAGGGAAGAAGAACUCCAUCCUUCAGCACAAAGUCCAACACGACCUCAGCUCGGGUGUCCUGAACUACCAGGAGAACGAGAUAAUCCAGCAGAUCGUGCAGCACGACAGAGACAUGGCUCACUGCGCCAAGUUCAUGCAGAACAGCCCGCCGCCUGCUCCGCCCUCGCCUCCGCCCGUGAUCUGGGCCCCUCUCAUCCAAGCGCCCCUGCAAGCCGCCGCUGCCACCACCUCCGUCGCCAUCGCCCUCACGCACCACCCGCAUCUCCCCGCCACCCUGUUCCGCCCCCCCGUCUCCGUUCUAGGCUCCAUGAAGGAGCCUUCCGGUCGACUGAAGAGGUUUAACUCGGUCCGGCACGCCUCCGCCGGCCCGGAGUCCGCAGCAGACUCCCCCUCCAGUACGCCUCCGAAGCCGCAGUCGGGCACGGACACUCCCGUACUCGCCUCCUUUAGGGCUCUCCAUAUGACGGGCGGCGCUGGUUUCGGUGGCCAGCAGGCCUCCGGCGGCACCCAGCCCGGACCGAGCUCCGGCUCCGCUCAGUUUCCCUUCGGACCGCUUUCCUCGUCGGGCUCGCUGUCUUCCAGCACGGCGCAGCUCCACCCUCAGCCUCAGCAGAAACAGCCCAUCCCACCAAGCACUCCUCCGCUCUCAGGCCUGCUUCAGCAGGGAGUGACGGUUGGAGCAGCUAGUGGAGCCGUUGGGGGAGUGAUGGGAGCCGGAGCGAGUGCAGUAGGAGGUUCGUCAGGUGGGCCGACAGGUGGGUCUUCGUUGGGCGGAGUUGGUGGUGCAGUAGGUGGAGCAUCAUCAUGCGGGAUCAUGGGUGCCUCUUCCUCCUCCAACACCAGCUCUUUGCCUGCGAGCUCGGCCGUCCAUGGCUCCACCCAGCCGCUCCAGGGGCAGCCACCUCUGCGGCCCUCCCAGAUGGGCUCGGUGCAGCAGUUAGCGGGCGGGGUUCGGACUUCCAGCGGGCUGAACCUCUUCCACACACCUCCACCUGGCUCCCCGUCCUCUAGCCGGAGCCAGGUAUCUCAGCCAGUUGAGAGUUCUCCAUCAGCGCACAGUCACCCCGGCUCGGCCAAUCUGCAGUCUGGUUUCCUCCCGCAGUUGUCCCUGGAAAGGUCCGCAUUGGCUUCCCUGGCCCAGUACGGUUCGGGCAACGCUUCUCCCUGCUACACUCCUCUAGCGUCCAGUCCAGCUGUCCAAAGCCCCGUCAUAGGAAGGACUUUCCACUACAGCGACCCUUCCAGCGUCACUGGCUCCCACAGUUCUCUUCUAAUGCCCCAAACCUCCUUCCCUGGCCAGUCGCACGGCCUCCCCGCAGCCGGGACCGAGUCUCCGCUGAGCCGGUUCUCCGAAGAUAUAAAACUUCUGUCUGGCUCUCACCCGGUGCUGGCUGGGGAGGUGGCCCAAGCCAUGGGCCAAACGUCGCCGCGUUCCUCCGUGGAGUUAGGCUUAUGCUUCUCUCCGUUCUCGUCUCCGACAGCGACGCCCAAGCCCUGCAGCUCGGUGCUCGGGCAUAUGCCUACCCCCGUAAAAUUAUCGCAGGGGUCACUACACCAGACUCACACCACAGGGACGUCCACCGCGCUCCCAACACGGAGAGACUCUGAUGCCCAUCCGUCAGAACUAGAACCCCUCUGUUCCAAACUCCCGUCCAAUUUGUGA